AGUGAUGCCUCUAUAGAACUGUAUCAGCAGCUUCUGGGGUAGGUUGAACUUCCUGAACUGAUACAGAAGGUACAUCCUCUUCUGUGCCUUCUUGUUGAUGGUGCUGAUAUUGGACGUCCACUUCAGGAAAAAUUCCCUUUAACAGAAGAAACCUCUGACAGAACCAGGCUCUUGGUGGGCAGCCAUACUGCCUUGGUCUUUUAGGGUGAGUUGACAGAGGAGAGGAAAAAAACAUCAAGACACAACAAACAAGCAAGCACUUAAUGUGGCCAGUGAAAUGCUGCACCAUCUUCAUCAUAGACCAGUGUUCCCAAAUAGGUCCAUUCCUCAUCUGUGGCCCUCACUUCCUGAAAGAUAAAUACACAGAGAUCAGUUUAAAAGGUCAUAUGCACUGUGGAAAUAACACAACUAUGCAGGACAUCUUUGUGAUAACAGAAUGCGUCAUUUAGAUAGAAAACUGCAUUGGUGCACUUGCAAUGUUUCUGCAGGGGGACUGGCUUUUUGUUAUGGUAUGAGUGUCAUGUGAAUGAUGGAGACUGGGUAGGUCAGGGAGAUGAACAAACAUGGCCAUGGUCCAGUGAAAAACUCCAACAUUGCUCAGGACAUAAUGAUGAAGGCCUAAUUACAGUACGCUUUAGAACAAUGACUAAUACUCUAACAAUAUAUGAAUGUAGCUGUGUAAUUCAUACCUGAAUCACUCUCUGUUGUGUUUUAGAUGUAUCCCUCCAGGAGAAUUUUCUAUCCUAUCAGUAGUCCAAUGUAAUUUUGGGGCCAAUAUGUGCCCAAAGAGCGAUGCUGCAAUAUGCUGGCACCUGCAUCACAACCAGUGGCAAAGUUAGGAGGGUGUGAUGUUGCCAUGGAGCCACAGAAUAACAACCAGCCCACAUUAGACAACCACAACAAUCUCUGCAAAAUAGCAACUCAGGAGAAUCAGCUAAAUGUGCCAAGCUGUAAAUUUUGCUCCACUCUGGCAAACUUCCGGAUUGAGAAGAAGAUUGGUCGGGGCCAGUUCAGUGAGGUCUACAAGGCCACCUACUUGCUGGAGGGACAAUUGGUUGCACUCAAGAAAGUCCAGAUCUUUGAAAUGAUGGAUGCCAAGGCUCGUCAGGACUGUGUUAAAGAGAUAGAUCUACUGAAGCAGCUGAAUCACCCCAAUGUAAUCAAAUACCUGGACUCCUUCAUUGAAGACAGUGAGCUCAGUAUUGUUCUGGAGCUGGCAGAUGCUGGAGAUCUGUCCCAGAUGAUCAAGUACUUCAAGAAGAAGAGGCGACUCAUCCCAGAGAGGACAAUAUGGAAAUAUUUUGUGCAGCUGUGCAGCGCUCUAGAACACAUGCAUUCACGCAGAAUAAUGCACCGUGAUAUUAAGCCAGCCAACGUGUUCAUAACAGCCACAGGGCAGGUGAAGCUGGGUGACCUGGGAUUAGGCCGCUUCUUCAGCUCUAAAACAACUGCAGCUCAUUCCUUAGUGGGGACACCUUACUACAUGUCACCGGAGAGGAUCCAUGAGAAUGGCUACAACUUUAAGUCAGAUAUCUGGUCCCUAGGUUGCCUUCUGUAUGAGAUGGCAGCGCUGCAGAGUCCAUUUUAUGGGGACAAGAUGAACCUCCUCUCUCUCUGCCAGAAGAUCGAACAGUGUGACUACCCUCCUCUCCCACCUGACCAUUACUCUGAGAAGCUGCGGAACCUGGUUAGCAUGUGCAUUAACCCAGAGCCAGACCAGCGGCCGGACAUCGUCUUUGUGCUGCAAAUUGCCAAACAGAUGCAUGUGUGGACUUCAAGCACCUGAGCAGCACUUGUGUUCCAAACCUCCUCUGUGCCCAGUCUGAGGUGCUCAGUCCACUAGACCUUGACCUCAGUCCACCUAAAUCCACUUGAUGUAAGCUCUGCCUGGUCUUGCAGAAAAGUGUUUUGCCUUGAUAAGAGGACAUGGGAAGACUUGGAAAGUGGACGGUGAUGUUUCCACAUCUAAGCCACCCACUCAUUUUCAGUCACAGAGGAUGUGAAGAGAUAGCGUGUGGAGUAGCACUUGUGGGAACCACACUUCUUCAUUUGUGAGGUAACUGCAUAUACGUAGUUUUAACUUACUUCAGCUAAGGAUGGAGAGCGAUGUCUCGCUAUGAUCCCAGAUUUCUCUAAGCUUUCUUUUGAACUCCUCAGCAAUUGCAUUCCAAGUUCAUAUUCUGUGUUUCGGGUAAAUAUGCAGUAGAGCAGGGCAACUACAUUGUCAUUGUUAUCAUACUUUUUUUAAUUAAGUCAUCAAUUUAAGUACAAAGUUGAAUGGUAUAAAUGGAGGAUUAGUAAAUACUUAAUAGCAAUUUUUGAUGCAGAUGAGCUGUGAUAUGCUUAUUUAAUUUUGUCAUAGGGUCUUCUAGGCCCUGUGCAUUAAGAUAGUCAUUUAUCUUAUUAUUUUCAAGUUAUAGAUCUCUACCCCUGUUUCUCCCCAAAUAAUGUAUUAAUUUGAAAUUAUGAUCUUAACUCAAUGUCUGUAGCUUUUCCUAGUGCUUUCAACUACAUCUCAUAGUCGUCCUUGGUGGAUUACUUUACUCUGAAUGUGUUAGCAACACAUCCCGCACACACAGAGCAACAUUAUCAUUUUUUUUUUUUUUUUGUGCACCAGAAUAUUCACUCUCCUUUUAUCUUUGUUGUUGCUAUUAUAAUUCAUGCUGACAAACAGUUAUGCAAUUAUCAAUCUUGUUAAGAGGAAUAGAUUUGUUGAUAUUAUUGUGAGUACACAUCAGUGCUCAUCACAAGUGCAGUUACUGGGACAGACCCUUUGUCUGCUGUUUUGUGCUGGGCACGUAGCGUAGAGUGGGUUUAUCAGAGCCGUUCCCUGCCAGUAUUGGGCGAGAGGUGGAGCACACCCUUCACAGGUUGGCAUUUAACCUAACCUGCAUGCCGUUGGACUGUGGGAGGAGAAAACCUAUGCAGACAUGAGGAAGAACAUGCACACAGAAAGGCACCACUGGGCCUUAGUGUUCGAACCCUGGACCACUGCAGCACUGUGCCAAUAAUGAGCAAUAUGGUGAUGUAAAAUUUCACCAUGAUACAGAUUGGAUAGAUAUCCACACUGGAAUACAUUAUCCCCCUUCAUUGUUCUUCUUGAUUGUUGACAAGUGCACAGUGGCUUGAAGUAUUUUAAUUCACAUUUUUAGCCAAGACAUUAUCUAAGUAUAAACUGUCUGUUGACCUGUAACAGCAGCUGAUUACUUUUUAAUGGUGCUACACGCUGUGAGGGCUUUGUACACACUAGUAAUAUUUUGACUCCAGCUCUAAAAAAUUGUUGAAUAGUCAGAGCUGAAAAUGCUGCAGUGUGUUUAAUGCUACUUGGCCUGUGAAAACAGUGGAGGCCCUGAUGAUACCACUGGGCCUCAUUCACCAGUGUCUUUCUAAGGUUGUUCUUAGAUUUGUUACUUAUUCCUAAAAAAAUCCCUUAAGAAAAGUUUACAUCUGAGUCAUGAACACAUUCUUAAAGUUAACUUAACUUAAAAUUGUUCACUCCUUUGUUCUUAUGACAAACCCCAUGUGUUCAUAAGUUGAAAGCACAUGCCAGUCGUUCCUAAUUAGCAUAGGUUAACACCACACUAACGCCCAUAAAAGGGCAUGAGACUGCAGGGCCAUGUGCACAUACAGGAAUUUCACGCAGAAAUUGAAAAGAAAAGCUCCUAAGUGUGUGUAGGCUGUUACCAAAAAAUCCCAGAUAAGAAAACACUGGUGAAGGCCAGAAUCUUUGUGAAAACUGUCAGGGCAUCAUCACCUCUGCUGUUUCAGUUUUGUGACCAUUCUUUUUUAAAAUGUCUCACCAUUACAGAUGUGCAACUUUAAAUUGCUAAUAACAAGCCAAUGAAGUUGUGAUCUUCAGAUAAUAAGCCUAAAAAUGUAAAUGUUGACCAGCAUCAUCCACCACAGCUACUCUUGGCUUCCAGUUGUCUGGAUAUUUGAAAACAGGACGUCCUCAUUGCCCUUUUGCUAUUUGUGAACUAAUAAUUUUGUCCUUGCAUCUGGAUUUACUCAAACUGUGCCAGCCUCUGAUUUUAUCAUUAGUUAACACAUAUUUAGAUGUGAUAAUUAUUUACUUGUAUUUUACAUAUCAUUGACAGUGUUGAUAUGGUAUUUAUGAAGGACAGUUCUUUAUAAACCAUGUUUUAAGUAAAUGGCAACCUUGUAAUAAAAAAUGUAGAACUUAACGCCAUUGUCUCUGUGAAACUAAAGAAAUAGCAUAGUAGUAACUGCUGCAGUAUUCUUUAUUAAAUCUGUUCAUAAAAAUGAAACCAAAGUUGUAUUAGAAUAACAGUUUGUGCCAUGGUGGAGAGGGUGUUGAUGAAUAGGCCUAUUAUUCCAGUUUUAUGCUUUAUGAAGAAUGCAGUUUACAAUCUCUUCAGUGCUUUUAUGUGCAAAUAUAGACCAUUACUGUGAAUGUAAAAACCAUAAACAUGAGAUGCUUGACAGUGCUAAGCAAGCACAUUAAAAAUAACUAGUACUAAAUAACUGUGUGUUGCCUUACUUUACAGAAUAACUGAAUGACAGUUCAUUCAGUUAAUGACAACUUGUAUUUUCUGCUAAUAAAAUAAAAGUAUUGCAUUCACUGAUGAGCCACAACAUUAAAACCACAUUAUAUUGCCUUUAUCCCACAUAUCAAGGGGUGGGAUAUAAGCAGGAAAACAUUUCUUGAAGUUGCGUUUGAAACAGGAACAACGGGGAAGUCUAAGGACCCGAGUGACAAGGAUUUGAAUUGUGAUGACUAGAGGCCUGGGUCAGUGUAUCUCUGAAACAUCAGGUCUUGUGGGGCGUUGAAAUACUCCCUUGUUGCACCCUGGGGAGUGAAGGCUAGCCUUACUGCUCCGAUCCCACAGAAGAUAUUCAGUUGUUUCAUCAAAUUUUAAAUGUAUUAAUUCAUAAGCUCACUUCUCAGGGACCAUGCCAGAUGAAGCACACUUCAGAAAACCUGCAUUUCUGACUAACAUACAGUUCUGUC
Messenger RNA from Monopterus albus (swamp eel), 4972 nucleotides. RefSeq names its product NIMA-related kinase 6 (gene nek6). Bases 803 to 1786 code for a protein of 327 amino acids. The record is from RefSeq and is a predicted model, not a curated record. Gene Ontology annotation, cellular component: cytosol. Gene Ontology annotation, molecular function: ATP binding; protein serine/threonine kinase activity. Lineage: Eukaryota; Metazoa; Chordata; Actinopteri; Synbranchiformes; Synbranchidae. Gene Ontology annotation, biological process: positive regulation of canonical NF-kappaB signal transduction; regulation of mitotic metaphase/anaphase transition; chromosome segregation. The transcript has 10 exons.